Stereum hirsutum FP-91666 SS1 is the source of this 531-nucleotide messenger RNA. RefSeq lists its product as uncharacterized. Lineage: Eukaryota; Fungi; Basidiomycota; Agaricomycetes; Russulales; Stereaceae. The record is from RefSeq and is a predicted model, not a curated record. The transcript is spliced from 5 exons. Bases 1 to 531 code for a protein of 176 amino acids.
AUGCCAGACAGUCAACCUGCACUUGUCCUUCUAUUUGUCUCUCCUCUGCCGGAGACAAAUCCAGAUCCUCGAACAUUCACCGUGUUCAGACCAACAGACGACGGAUCUGGACCCAUCGAGUUAUACAAGUUCUACCAUCCGAAUUCGGGACUCACUUUCGGCUCCACAACGUUCCACCGCAAGAACAUGGCCACAGCAAAAUGGGAGACCGCGGGGGAGAUUGACUGGACAUCAGCAACGAACGCCACUGCCCACUUUGGGAUUGAGGAGGUACCCAUGAGAGAACUUCGAAAACCAAAGAAGGCGGAUAGCAAGUCCCGGCGUUUCAAAGCAUCUGGCUCGGAGUACAAGUGGAAGAAGGCGGACAACAACAAAGAUCUUUUCUGCGUUGACUCUCGAGGUAAAACGGUGGCGUCUUGGAACCAGACCGCUCUCACCCUACGGGUCGAAAAACGGGUCGAACCCAUCCUGGAUCGAAUCGUCGUGACCUGCCUACUCAAUACGUGGAUGAACCGGCAGGGCCAGUGGUAG